UUUCUUUUGGUUCUUAUCUUUCACAAAAAAAUUUCUCUCUCUCUCUCUCUCUCUCUCACACACACACACACACACUUCUUACUAUGGUCUAUUCAACCUUUACAGACUUCAAGACUCGCAAAAGAUCCUUAACACGCUGUGUUGAAUGUCAAUCAUCCUUCAGACCUCACGUAUGGGGUCGCGAAAGUGGUAAAGGCCCUGUCUGUGAUCAUUGCUCCAGCGGUAAUAAGGAAUUACUCGAUACAACGGAGAUUUUUCAAGAUAGUGUCAUGUUGGAUUUCACCACUAAAACAACAUCUGACGAAAAUAUUAUCUGUUCAAAUUGUCAAGCAACAACCACCCCACUCUGGAGAAGAGAUGCAGCGGGAAAAACCAUCUGUAAUGCAUGUGGAUUAUACUAUAAACUUCACCACGUACAUCGGCCUGCGACAAUGAUGCGUACAGUCAUUAAAAGACGAAAAAGAUGCCCUUCCUCAAUUGAUAAAAAACGUGUCACUAAAUCUCCUUCUCCAUCAGCCAAUAGAUGGCCGUCAACCUCACCUCCUAAUCGCAAAUUGAGUUUUGAUGAUAGUAACUGUAGCACAACAAGCAAUAGUAGUACAAGUAGUAGCGAGAUAUUAGAACAUCAGGGCUGGAACAAUCAAAAUAAACCUGUGAUUUUACCACCAAUUCAAUCUUAUUACCAGCCUUGCAAUCAACAUCAAGAAGCUCUUCGGUCUCAACGUUUGGAACUUCAAAAGGAAGUAACAAGAUUGUCUCAAUUAUUAUCAAACACUGUUGCUAAAUUAUCCGAGAUUGAUACUUCAAUGACUAAUCCUUGUGCUUGUGCAAAAAAUAAUGACGAAAAUGAAAUUGUUGCGAGAUCUCUAUUGUCGCUAGCAACCACAAAAACUGGUGUUCGACUCCCUUCCCUUUCCAUCCAAUGAAAAUUUACCUUCUUUUUUAACAUCUUUUGUAGCUUAUUCCAUCCAUACACAUUCCCCCCUCUCCCCUCUCCAUUUUUAUUAUUGUUCUUGUAAAUCAUACCAUUCAAACUUAUAUAUACACACACUCACAUAAACAAAUCAUCUAAUAAAUAUUAAUAUGUAAUAUGCUUUUUAUGUAAAAAGAAAAAGAAAA
This is a messenger RNA of Mucor mucedo, 1119 nucleotides long. RefSeq lists its product as uncharacterized. The record is from RefSeq and is a predicted model, not a curated record. Lineage: Eukaryota; Fungi; Mucoromycota; Mucoromycetes; Mucorales; Mucoraceae. The transcript is spliced from 2 exons. Gene Ontology annotation, biological process: positive regulation of transcription by RNA polymerase II; negative regulation of transcription by RNA polymerase II. Gene Ontology annotation, molecular function: zinc ion binding; RNA polymerase II cis-regulatory region sequence-specific DNA binding; DNA-binding transcription factor activity, RNA polymerase II-specific. Bases 84 to 926 code for a protein of 280 amino acids.